GCGCGGCCUUCCGGCGGCCUGAGGGGGUGGCACGCUCUGGAGGAGGCGGCGCGCACGGAGAUGCCCCGCGGAGGCCAGUCUCGUGGCUCGAAGAGAAAAAGAAAUUGGGAUGUAGAAUACCCACCCUUUCCAGGAGAGAGUCCACUGCAGUGCAGACGAGCAGGUCUCAGGACCGUGGGGGCAGAAGCUUCCCUCUCUGAAGCAUGGCUCAGGUGUGGAGAAGGAUUUCAGGAGACUCCUGAGACUCUGUCAUUAACAGCUGAAAAGAAGACUACUACAGAAAAACACCUUGAAUUAUCCUCUGGACCCAAGACAGAACCUACCACAUCUAAGAGUACCAGUGGGCUUACAGCUAUAACAUGGAGUUCCAGUGGAAGUGAUCUGUCAGAUGAAGAUAAAACAAUUUUUAAAUCACAGAGAGAGAAUGGACAUGGUUCUAGAAUAGGCAGGUUUUAUAGCAGGAAUAUUUUCUCUCCAGAAGAUGGGGCCAGUGAAGAUGAUCUCCAGGUUAUUGACUGGGAGAUUGACAGUGACAGGGAAGAUCCAUGUGAUGAAUUUGAUGACCGUGAGAGUGUGGUGGAAAUAUCUGACCAUGCUUCUUGUACAAGCAGUCGUUCUUUGACACCUCCAGAGACGCUGCCUGAACUUCCUAAGACAAAUCCUACAGAAAUUUUAGAGUAUUCAUCAGAUAGUGAAAAAGAUGAUGAGUCAGAGAAUGUCUUGUUCAUUGAUUCAGAAUCCUCUCACAAAUACCACGUGGAUUUCGGAUCAGAUGGAAGACAGGUUAUGGAGAGACCGAUAAACCCUAGGGUAAAAUCUACAGAGGCCAUUUUGCAUACACCUCAGAAAGAGACAAAGCUUCCCAAGACUCCAGAAAAUUCAGCAAAGAAGAAGAAGCUUUUAAGAGGCGGGCUAGCAGAAAGACUAAAUGGACUGCAGAAUCGAGAGAGAUCUGCCGUUUCUUUGUGGAGACAUCAGUAUCUUUCUUACCAAAGGACACUUUCAGGUAUAAAAUCUGGUAUAUUAACUGUGAAAAUUCUAGAGCUUCAUGAGGAAUGCACCAUCCAAGUUGCAAUGUGUGAGCAGUUAUCGGGGCUGCAGGCUGACAGCUCUUCUCAGGGUGGGGCCCCUGGGACUGGCCUGAGGGUUCUCUUCGCCAAGGAGACUGCACGCUGCCUCCGGGGACUUCCACAAGACAUCAUCCGUAUCUACCCUCCCUGGCAAAAGCUUAUUAUCCCAAAUGGAAGUUGCCCUGUUAUUCUGAAUACUUAUUUUUGUCAGAAAGUUGUUGCCAAAGAAGAUUCAAAAACAACACAUGAAGUGCACAGUUGGGACACACCCCUUCCAAGAAGAAGCAUCAUUUUGGCCCAGAUGUUUAGAUUGCAGAGCCUAACAAAUAACUCACCUGAAAACCAGGUUAUGUGUGGUGGUCACACCACCGUGGGCACAGACUGGACCCUCAGGCCCGAACAAGCAGAGCUGGGCUUCCCCGCCCGAACUCCCCUGAGGGAUUCUCUGCUGGAUGCAGUCGAAAGCCAAGGAGUUGCCACCUGGUCGGGAGCCGGGGUCCGGGUGGUGGUGCAGAGAGUUUACUCUCUUCGCUGCAGGUGUCAGCAGGCAGAUGGCACAGACCCUCCUGCAGUUCGAGUCUGCCUUCUCGUGCAAGAUGCCCUCGGACUCUUCAGUGAGGUGCACUCGGAGGGCGCCGUCCUGAAGGACAGGGAGUUGGAGGGCAAGUCCUGCAGGCUGGCGGGAAUGAAGGUUCUGCAAAAGGUCACCAGAGGAAGGAUGACAGAGCUUUUCAGUUUGAUUGACACCAUGUGGCCUCCAGUGGCGCCUCUGAAAGCACCAGGCCAUGGGCCAGCCUUCGAGGAAAAAACUCAUCUGCCUCCUCCUAGCUUCUGUUACAUCCUCACUGCUCAUCCAAACCUGGGACAAAUUGAUGCAAUUGAAGAAGACUCUAUUUCGAAGCUUUACCAGCCUCCGAUUCCCCGCUCCUUAAGAGAAAUUCUCCAGACUGAUGGCCCCUGUACCCGUUGCAGUUUCUAUGCCAGAGUGAUUUACCAAAGACCACAGGUAAACAGUUCGCUUCUGGAGCCAAGGGAGCUGUGGCUGGUGGUGACCGAUGUUACUCUGCAAACACAGGACGAGGGCUCGGGUCUCCCCAAAACCAUGCCUGUGCGCGUGGCCCCCUCAUGCGUGCUGGGCCAGGAAGUCCGGGACACGCUCUCUGAGGCCACCUCCAAGAGCUUCUUCUUCAGGGAUGCUCUCCGAGACCAGGGUCAGCUUGUUUGUAUUGGACGAACUGUCCUCCUGCUUCCAAAGCCCCACCUGGGUGUGGCCUCUGGUGUCUGGGAGCUGACGAGCCCUGUGAGGCUGGAUGAGCUGGAUUCUGUCACUCGGGUCAACUCCAUUUGCAGCGUCCAAGGGAUAACAGGACUGACCCCAAAGCCUUGCUGAGGAGUAAAUGAGCUGGUGGCGAAGGCGGACAUUCAGUGCUCCGUGCUCCGGACGGCAGGCGGCUGGCUGGGGGCUGGAGGCAGUGACGGCAAGGGUGGGGCGCCAGGGCCCUCAGGAUUGCUCUGGCAGAGUUGGUCAAGGCCUUGCAGACAGGAGAGGGCACGUGGAGAACGCCGGGCAGCCGUGAGAGCUUCGUGUGCUGGCGGAGCGGGGCUGUCGUGGGCAGGCUGGCCCUGUGCUGUUCUGCCGUCCCCGGCCGUGUUAACGAGGUGGGAUGGUCAGAUUUUUGUCUUAAAUGAAGCGAUUCUUUCAGCACCACGAAUGGAUCGACUGUGGUGCAAAGCCGGGGCUGGCUGUUGGCAGGAAGAUGAUUGCGCUGCUCUUUGGAGGAGCACGGGGGAAGGUGGCCACGAGGCUGGAGGCCGAGAGGGCCAAACUCGAGCAGUCUCAGGCAGCCUGUCCACAGCCUGUGGUUUCCAGCUGGCCGCCGAGAGGCUCCCAUCCCCUCACCUGUCUCAGAGCGGGGUCGCUCCCGGGCGCAGAGCAGGGAAGGAUGAGGAAGCAGCCCCCAAGUGACAGUCCCCACCCCUCCCACUUUGGCUUUAGGAGACCGCAGGCAUCGCCACCACCCGAAGCACCAUUUUAGGAGAAAGUGCACCUGAAGAGCUGGCUUCCUGAGGAGGGUUUGGAACCUGACCCACUCUUACCUGCAGCCAGGGAGUAAGAAGCACAGAGGUGCAAGCAGAGGAGAAUGUGUAGACACUUGUAGGGACAGAGAGAAGACCCGAGUUUUCUGAAGACCCUAAUAUUUUUUUUGUUUUUUUGUUUUUUGGGGUUUUUUUUGCGGUACGUGGGCCUCUCACUG
Delphinapterus leucas (beluga whale) is the source of this 3325-nucleotide messenger RNA. NCBI's taxonomy places the organism in Eukaryota, Metazoa, Chordata, Mammalia, Artiodactyla, Monodontidae. The record is from RefSeq and is a predicted model, not a curated record.